Cyprinus carpio (common carp) is the source of this 3005-nucleotide messenger RNA. Its product is annotated as torsin-1A. NCBI's taxonomy places the organism in Eukaryota, Metazoa, Chordata, Actinopteri, Cypriniformes, Cyprinidae. The record is from RefSeq and is a predicted model, not a curated record. Gene Ontology annotation, cellular component: endoplasmic reticulum lumen; nuclear envelope. Gene Ontology annotation, molecular function: ATP binding; ATP hydrolysis activity.
UGAGGCUGUGGAAUCCAGUUUCUUACACCUGUUAUGCAGCUCAAAACUGAGUAUGUUCUAUCGUGAUUGCAUUUGUAAGUUGAUUUAUAUUUGCGUUUGGGUGUUGUGUCAUGGCUGUCAUUGCCAUGCAGGUUUACCAAAGCAUACUCUAGUUCGGUGUAAGAAAUGGGAUUUCAUUAACUCACGUGUUUCGGUAUUUGGAGCAGCAGCAACUUUUAAACGUUUGAAUAAUGGCGACAUUGAUUUGAUUUUGAGAGACUUGUUGCUAACGAUACUUGAUAGGCAAAUUAGCCCCAGCAUCUCCAACAUAAACCUCGCAUCACGUUCUCAAACUGCUGCGACUGGUCCAGUCAGCUCAGCGCUGAGAAAAUGAGCUGUUACCACGUGACAAGGUCUGUGCUACUUCAUAAAGUUAAACCUGAAUAAUGACACGGAUUGUUUUGAAUAAUUUGAGAGUUCAUAAUAGUCACUGGUUUGAUUAAUAAUCGCAGAAUAUAUACUAAAAAAUUAGCAUCAAGCUCCGCCCAUUUUGUACCCCUUUCGUUCUACUAUUCCAGUGAAUACUGUGACGUCGUGUUUCAGUUCUGAGCGUUGAGCGCAGAGAUGCGGCCUGCAGUCAAUGAGGCUCGGAUGUGUGUAUGAAUGGACGCUACAAUUACAUCUAAUAGCUCAAUGUUACAGCCUUUGCGAGAGCUAUAUUUUCGUCGGCACCGAUGUUUUCACUCGUAAUCUUGCUCUCAUUCCUGGCUGAUGCGGAUUUUUUUCAAUUCGACAGCAUUUCAAAUGUUUCUACCUAUUAUUUCAAUUACAUCUAUUGCAACAUUUGGGAAGGGGACUGUCAACCACACCAGGAUGAUGCGACCCAAGAAGUGCCUACUGGGGACAUUUGGUCAGGGUUUUCCCAGUACUACACUGGCAUGCUGACUGCAUGGUACUGCAGCCUGGGUCAGUGCUGUGAUUCAGGAGACUGUAGGAUUACAAAUAACAUCACAGGAUUGGAAAAAGAUCUACAGGUGAAGCUUCAUGGGCAGCACCUGGUCCAGUCUGUGGUUCUGAAAGCUAUUCAGGGAUUCAUCAAAAACCCUGAGUCCAACAAACCACUGACUCUGUCCUUUCACGGCUGGUCUGGGACAGGCAAGAACUUUGUGGCCCGGAUAGUAGCGGACAACCUCUACCGGGAUGGUAUAAAGAGUGAAUGUGUGCGUUUGUUCAUUGCCCCAUUCCACUUCCCUCACGCCAGAUUGGUGGACGUGUACAAGGGCCAGCUAAGAGAAGCCAUUCGAGACAUGGUUCUGCGAUGCCCACAGACUCUCUUUAUCUUUGAUGAGGCAGAAAAGCUUCAUCCGGGACUCAUUGAUGCCAUAAAGCCCUACAUGGACCACUAUGAUAAUGUGGAUGGGGUUAGCUAUAGAAGAGCCAUAUUUCUGUUCCUAAGCAAUAUCGGUGGUGGUGCCAUCAAUGAGCUGGCACUUGAUUUCUGGCACUCGGGACAGAAUAGGGAAGAUAUCGGCAUGGAAGACUUGGAACAUCUUCUGCGUGCUGAAGCCAUGGAAGCAGAAGGAGGUUUUGCGCAGAGUGAGCUGAUGUCAGGCCAUCUGAUUGACUUCUUUGUACCAUUCUUGCCGUUGGAGUACCGGCAUGUGAAACUGUGUGCACGUGACGCAUACGCAGCUCGUGGCCUUCAGCCGGAUGAGGGGACUCUGGAUGAAGUGGCUAAAGCCAUACUGUACAUUCCUAAGGAGGAGAAACUCUUCUCUGCACAGGGCUGCAAAUCCAUUCCUCAAAGGAUCAGUUUCUUUUUGCCAUAACGGAGAGCAACAUAAGAUCAUUGACAUUAAAGAAACACAGAGUAUACUUGAAUGAAGCAGAAAUGACUGCUGCUAUCUGAAAUGCAAAUUAUACAACGCUGACAAUGCAGAAAAAACUUCAUAUAUAAUAUUUCAACUCCAUAUAGGACAGGGAAGAGAGGGGUUUGCUCAUGGUAAACCCUACUGAAAUUAUAUUUUUAAGAACUUUUCAUCUGUAUAUAUCUUAUCUACUUCUCCCAAGCAAUGUUAUAGUUUACAUGCAUUGAUAUGAACUUAAGCUGAACCUAACCUCUGCAUUUACAGUAAUGCACUUACAGUGGAAGCCUCUUAGUCAAGCAAGCAAAACCACAUUUAAGUUUUUUUUUUUUACACAUUUACAGUUAAAUGGAAAUUGCUGUUUGCAACCUUUUUGUACUUCCAUACUAUGUAUUUCUGAGCAAAACAGGAUAUUCAAUAGAAAAAUUAAUUGAUUGGAUCUGCUAGGCUUUUCAUGGAAGUAUAUUAUUGUAAAAUGUGUUUUUUAAAAGACCAUUUUAAAGUUUUUCUGUGGUAAUCGGCCGUAUGCCACUAAGUUUUCUUUAACCUGGAAUAUUUAUUUUAGUUAGCUUUUUACAUUUUUGGCAUAUUUUAAUCUUUAUCUUCAUUAAAGAUCAUAUUUCAAGACUUAUGUAACAAUAAAAAAAGUUUAUUUCUUGUAUAUAUUUUUGUGUCGUAUAUUGAAAUUUCAACCUCCUCAAAACCAGUUAAAAUCAUAUGUGCUUUUUGUGUUUAUUGAUAUUUCCAUUUUGAACACAUUCUGAUAUGAAAAUGUUGAAGUGAUUCAGCUGUUGGGGAAGAUAUGCUACUGACAUGGUCAUUUUUAUGUAGGUAGAAAAAGAGCUAGAGGGUUAAGCUUGAAAUUUCUUAAAAUUCUAAAUUUUUGUAAGCGUUUUGUCUACAAAUAAUAUCAGACAAGUGAUGCCAAACAGGGUGGGAUUUUUCUCAACAGCUUUUUAAAAAUGAAGUUACUUUACUAAACAUUCACUUUUCUGCUUAGGGUUUGUGCAUGUUUAAGAUUUGAGGGAAGAUAAUCUGUGAAGAUUCUCCUAAUGUGUGUGCUGCAGCCAGAUUUCAUAAUCGGUUAGGAUUUUAAAAAUCCUGUAGUGUGAGCUUGGCUUUAGUGCAGUUUGUUAUCAGUUGAGCAAGCUUAAAUUCUGC